AUGGACACCAAUAUUUCUUGCGCAUCGCCGGGUGGUCCAGGCGACUCCGCCUUCGGCCCAGUGAUGGAUUCUUGCGUCCGCAAGUUCGACUUCACGCUCUUGUUUGAGGACACGAUCUUGUCGAUCCUCCCAUCGUCAAUUUUCAUCAUUCUAGCAGCUUUGAGGAUGUUCUCCCGUCGCUCGGUACAACACAAAGUCGCAAACAACACGUUUCGCCAAGUCAAGCUGGCCUCAAUCCUGGUUUUCACUGCCAUCUCUAUCGCCCUUACCACACUCUGGGCUCGUGCAAUCGCCGCCGCCGUUCUGACCAUUCUGGACAGCGUAUUCGUGGCUGGCCUCUCAUUUACAGAGCACUCGAGAUCGCUCAGCCCGUCCCUGCUUCUGAAUGCAUUUCUAGUCCUGUCCACCAUCUUUGAUGCCGUCCGCCUCCGAACCCUGUGGAUAAAAUCCGUCGGAACCCCCAUAGUUGCGCUCUCAACCGCGACCUUUGGCCUGAAGCUUGCGCUUCUCGUGCAGGAGGAAGCUAGCAAGAGGCGAUGGAUCAUCGGCAACUCGAGCGAGUGUAGCUCUGAGGAGACUGCUGGACUAUUCAACCGUGUCGGGUUCCAUUGGCUCAACGGUCUGCUUCUCAAUGGCUACAAGUCUCCGCUAUCGAUUGACAAGCUACCUGUCAUUGAUAGACAGCUUCUGUCUGAUUCUCUUUGGAACCGGGUUGGACAGAAGUGGAGGAACUCACCCAAGACGGGAAACAAUGCCUUACUAGGAACUAUCUUCUCGGCUCUUAAGUGGCCCAUCCUGGCACCUGUUCCUGCCUACAUGAUCCUCGUUGGGCUCCAGCUCGCACAGCCGUUCAUGAUCAGCACUAUCAUGGCCUACCUCGCGAGCCCUGUUGACCACACCGAGGACCAGAGAAAUAUCGGAUACGGGUUGAUCGGAGCCUAUGGCUUGGUCUACGUUAGCAUUGCGGUGAGAUGCCAACACCUUGUCUUCCGCAUCACUGGCGCCGAGGAGGCUGCUGCGGUCACAUUGAUGAGCACGGAUAUUGAGAGAAUCGUCAACGGCAUGUCCAAGAUUCACGAGAGCUGGUCGACACUUCUCCAGAUGGCUGUGGCCCUUGCCUUACUAUACAGACAACUCGGAGUUGUGUUCAUCGUUCCUCUUGUGCUUUUCUUGAUUUGUGCUUUUGGUGCGGGAGCCUUGUCGGGUUCCGCUGGGGCUUUUCAGGCAUCCUGGAUGGCGGCUAUCCAAAAGAGAGUCGCGGUUACUUCUUCUGUUUUGGGAGCCCCCAAAGGCGUCAAGCUGUCCGGUUUCACCGAUAAGAUGUUCCACAUCAUCCAAGACCUGCACUUGAGGGAAAUCGCGUCCGCAGCAAAGUUCAGGACCAUGUUGCUUGUCAUUGUCACCCUGUCGUAUGCACCUGGUUCCAUCUCCCCAGUGGUGACCUUCGGCGCAUACACGGCUAUCGCACAAAAGGAGCACACCACACUUGACUCGAACCGCAUCUUCACGUCCCUAGCCCUGCUUGCCCUCGUCACGCAGCCUCUCAACGAGCUGUUUGCGCAUCUCCCCAACAUCAUUGCCUCCAUCGCAUGCUUCGGCCGUGUUCAAGCUUUCCUCUUGUCCCCGGAGACGGCUGCCAAGUCGGAUGUCCGCAGCCCUUCGGACAACCUCGGCAACACCUCGUCCAUCAGUGAGUCGCGAAGAGACUCUUCGUUCCGCCAGGAGUCCGAGAAGCAGGCCAAGUUCAAUGAAGCCAUCAUCUUAGAUCCUCUAGUCAACGGAAAUGCCAUCGAAAUUCAUGCGGACCCAGCCUUGACCGAUCUCACGCUGCACAUCCCCCACGGAAAGCUCACAAUGAUUGUCGGGCCCGUCGCCUCUGGAAAGUCGACCCUCCUCAAACCUAUUUUGGGCGAGACUCCAGUUGCAGAGGGGACUAUCAUCCGGGCCUCUGAUAACAUAGCCUUCUGCGACCAAGUUCCCUGGCUAACCAACGAAACUCUCCGUCGGAACGUCACUGGCUUCUCUCACUUUGAGGCUUCUUGGUAUAGCACCGUAGUCCGAGCUUGUGCUUUGGAGGAAGACAUUGCGACCUUCCCGGAUGGCGACCAGGUCAUGGUUGGCAGCAAGGGCGUUACCCUCAGUGGUGGCCAGAAGCAGCGAGUGGCAAUUGCCCGCGCCGUGUACUCGCGACGUGAAAUCAUCCUGUUCGACGACGUCUUCAGCGGUCUCGACUUCGAGACGCAGACUCGUGUCUUCAACAAACUCUUCGGACUAUCUGGCCUCUUGAGACAACGCAACGCCACUGCGCUCUUCGUCACCCACGCAGUACACAUACUCCCUCAAGCAGACUACAUCAUCACUCUGGACCAAACCGGCACGAUUGCUUCUCGUGGAACGUUUGAGGAGCUCAACAAGCAGCCCGGUUACAUCAGCAAGUUCGGCCUGGUCACCAAAGAAGACACGAUCCAGCGUGACGCCGUGAAGGAUGACAGAAAAUCCGCGUUCAAGCCUGAGCAGAGAGAGAAGACAGCAAACAGCAGCAUUGACGAGGACACACAGCGCAUGGGUGAUCGUUCUGUCUAUAAGUACUACUUUCAGGCAACCGGCCCCCGCAGCGUUCUCAUAUUCAUCACCCUGCAGGUCAUUUGGGUUUUCCUGACAAAGUUCCCCGAAAUUUGGCUUUCUUGGUGGGGUGAGGCUAACGACAGACAUCCUAAUCAAGAGACCGGAAAGUACAUGGGAGUCUAUGCCACUCUUCAAGUCCUUUCACUUAUUUUAUCAUCGAUUCAUCAAGUUUUGUUGCUAACAUCUCCAAUGGCACCUCUGUCCUUCUUUGCUACAACCAAUACUGGCUCCAUCGUUAACAGAUUCAGCCGGGACAUUCAGUUAAUCGACGCUGAGCUGCCCAUCUCUCUCCUCAAUGUUGCCGCCAACGGACUCAUCUGCAUUGCACAAGCUUUGAUGAUUAUCCCUGCCUCCUACCAGCUCAUUACAGUCUUCCCGCUCCUCGGCGGCGUACUCUGGGUUAUUCAAAGGUUCUACCUACGGACGUCGCGCCAGCUUCGUUUCCUGGAGCUCGACGCCAAGGCCCCCAUGUACUCCCAAUUCCUCGAGACCCUAAGCGGACUCUCCACAAUCUGCGCCUUCGGCUGGCAACAGGACCUCACAAACCUCAUGCGAGACCGCCUCGACACCUCCCAGAAGCCAAUGUACCUCCUCUACAGCAUCCAGCGCUGGCUCACCCUCGUCCUAGAUCUCACCGUCGCCGCCCUCGCCAUCGUCCUCAUCUCCGUCGCCGUCGCCCUGCGCGGUCGUGUCGGCGCGGGCUUUGCCGGUGUGGCCCUGUACAACAUCAUGGGUCUCAGUAGCGCCAUGAAGGCGGCCAUCACCGUCUGGACUGUUCUCGAGACCUCGAUUGGUACCGUUGCGCGUGUGAAGACCUUUGCGGAGCAGACGCCUGCUGAGAGCCAGGCCCGGGACCCUCAGACGCCGUCGGGGUCUUUGCCUGAGAGGGGGGCGAUUAGCUUCCAUAAUGUCACUGCUUCGUAUGGUGAGGGCAUGGGUAAGGUUCUUUCAAAGGUUUCCUUUGGCGUUUUGCCUGGCCAGAAGGUUGGGAUAUGCGGUCGAAGCGGGAGUGGCAAGAGUUCUCUCCUGCUCACUCUGCUCCGCCUCAUUGAUUGUGACGAGGGACAAGUCAUCAUCGACGGCGUCGACGUUGCGACCAUGCCGCGCGAGGUACUACGUCAGCGACUGAACGCGCUUCCUCAAGAGCCUCCCUUCUUCAGCGGUAGUGUGCGUCUCAACUGUGAUCCCGAAGGUGCGAUUUCGGAUGAGAUCAUUACCGAAGCCCUCCGCACCGUCGGUCUCUGGGAGGUGAUUGAAGAGAAGGGCGGGCUAGAUGCGGAGUUUUCAGAUGACUUCUUCUCUCACGGCCAGAAGCAGGUAUUCUGCCUGGCGAGAGGUAUCUUGUGCCCGACCAAGAUUGUGGUCAUGGAUGAGGCUACUAGCAAUGUUGAUGUCGACACGGAGAAGAAGAUGAUGAAAAUCAUCCACGAACGAUUCGCCCACGCCACCAUCAUCUCAGUGGCUCACCGUCUCGACACCGUUCUCGACUUUGAUAAGAUUAUCAUCUUGGACAAGGGUGUCAUUGUCGAGGAGGGCUGUCCCGCUGAGCUUCUUGGUCGGGCGUCUGCUUUCCGAGCCCUUUACGAAACAUUCCACACCUGA
Colletotrichum godetiae is the source of this 4227-nucleotide messenger RNA. Its product is annotated as P-loop containing nucleoside triphosphate hydrolase protein. The transcript has 20 exons. Lineage: Eukaryota; Fungi; Ascomycota; Sordariomycetes; Glomerellales; Glomerellaceae. The record is from RefSeq and is a predicted model, not a curated record. Gene Ontology annotation, biological process: transmembrane transport. The coding region runs from base 1 to 4227 and encodes 1408 amino acids. Gene Ontology annotation, molecular function: ATP hydrolysis activity; ABC-type transporter activity; ATP binding. Gene Ontology annotation, cellular component: membrane.